Messenger RNA from Trichobilharzia szidati, 2856 nucleotides. The record is from the annotation of a GenBank genome assembly. Lineage: Eukaryota; Metazoa; Platyhelminthes; Trematoda; Strigeidida; Schistosomatidae.
CAAUAAAUAAAGUAGCGAAGGCUGUUAAUUUUUUCAAUACUUUUCACGUUCCCGCCUGUUGGAUUUCUAUAUUUUAAAGUCUUUGCUGAGCUAUGUCAGAGGCCUAUAUUUUGGCUGCUCUUGAAUUUUUAAUUCAGUUUGGGGGAAACCAAAAUGUUUCAGACUUGUGGGCACAUAUGUGCAACAAAUUUCAUCAAGUUUCUGAUUUUAAAUAUGGCAUCGGGAAAAGCAUUCACACUUUCGAAAGAUUUCUAUCGUCUAACCCCUUAGUAUUUAACGUUGUUAAUAAUGUGGUCUGUCUUACUGAUAUAAGCAAUCCAAUGAGCGAAGAAAAGGCAUCCUCAAACCAAUUUAUCAAUCGUGGCAAUAAUUAUUCUAAGAGUGUAAGGAAUAACCGGAGUAAAUACACAAUAGAGUCGGAAGCUUCUGCUGUUAGGUACUUUCAAGAACACUUGCUGAGGAAACCUGAGAGAUGGGUACCCAUUAAGAAUUUAGCUGGUCAUUUAUCACAAGCAUCUCCUCACAUUAGAAUCAGCGUAGGUCCUCAGUCUGAAUUUGUCGAGUUUCUGAUGCGGCAUCCUUUGAUAUUUGAUAUUCAAGGCGAUCUUGUUGGGCUACGGGAUAAAUUUAAGACAAUCUGUUCUGCAGGUCCACCACCCAGUCACAGAAGAAAAAUACAGCGACCCCUGUCAUCUCACAUACCUGAAGAUAUAUAUCGAACAGUGCCGUAUCAUUGUGUAUCUAAUGGUUCUUCGAUUCCUCCACCAACCAGUCAUGAAGAUCUGUCAGCAAAAUCACAGAAUAGUGAUAACAUUGUAGUGUGUUUAGAUGACUGUAAAGCUAUUUUCUGGCUGAUGUAUGUCAUUAAGCAUAAUUUCAAGGAUGAAGUUGUGAUAUCGAGACUGCUAGCAGAACUUGCACGUGCACCCAACUCAGUCCGAAAUUGUAUUGGUUGGACUCAAAUUGAACUGCUGGAGUUUUUGAGAAAAUAUAGCAGAAUAUUCAGUGUCGAUGAAACUACAGGCGUCAUUGAAUUACAUUAUACUAACAAACUCAAUCUAUUCAUUGCUUCUAGACAUGUAAAUGAUUCCUCGUGUGGUCUAAUAAUGUCUCAAAAAGGUUGCAUCUUCUGUGUGAAUAGACUUUGGGGAAUUAUCGAUCUUGGGUUCCACGAGCAUGUGUUUUUCGACAGGUCAUUAUUCAAAAAUGUUAUGGAUCUUACUAAACACUUCAAGGUUAAAGAGAUUGUCUACUUCAAUGCUGUUUUAGCGCCAAAAGACUCUCGUGCAAAAUGGCGAGCUACAUGUGUAUGGAAAGAAACUGAUCAGAUUAUUAAUCAAUUAUCGAAAAUCAAUCAUUCUGACAGUGGUAUAGUACAACCACCAGGAUCAUCCUCAGAACAACAACAACACAAUCGUCAACUACAAUCAACUGAUGAUCCUGACUCAGGAUUAGAUAAUUCCGAUGAACUUACAGAUCAUAAGAAAAUGUUGAUGAACAGUUCUACAAAAAGAGAUAGUUCAAUAAAAGCUUUAUUUGAUGAAGAUGAUUUAUCCUCUGAAUACGAGUUUAUUAUUAAUCAAUUUGCUAAUGUUCGUAUGGUUGAUGUCUGGGAGAUUGAACAGUUUACGAGUCAAGGGAAACAUACCAAUAGUCAAAUCAGCAGUAACAGUGUUGUAACCAAUGACAGCAUCACUAAUCAUCAUAAUGAUCGGCAUCAUCAACAAGCACCACCACCACCCCCACCACAACAACAUACUAGAACUGGUCAUCCUAUGGCUUCACCACAUAAUCCAAGUGAUCUAGAUCGAAGUUCAUCAGUGAGUAGUGAAUCCUUGUCAGAUUUGAAUACGCUAUCAGAAAUACCGAGUAUUAUGUCAGGUAUACAACCGGAACCACCAAUGGUGACAAGACCUUUAAGCUGUGCUGAAAGUACUCUAAGUAAUAAUGAUGAUACUAAUUGUGACUCCAGCUCUAAAAUACUUAUGAUGCAUAAACCAGGUUGUCCAUGUAAAUGUCUAUUAUCCACAACAGAAUAUUCAUUGAUGUCACAAGGCAAAGCAAAGAAAAAUAGUGUAACUACACAAACCCUAUUUACAGGUGAUAUUAAAGGGAAGUUGGUUUAUCAUGAAACUCAAGAGACUGGUAAUCACCAUUCUUGAGUAGUUGAUUAUUAUUAUUAUAAUUAUUAUUAAUUCAUCUAUUUUUUAUUAAUCCCUCUCUUCGAAAACAACUCUAUUUUCCUAUAGUAUACACACCUAUAUAUAUAUAUGUGCUUUGUGUGUCUCCUUGUUCGAGACCUUUUCCACUUUUAUUUCAUCCAGUAAAAUAAGUAAAAAAUCGUUCUUGUAUGUGUACUCAGGUAUAGUUCAAUUCUCCCAUCUUAUCUUUAAAGACGAGUUGUUGUUGACCGAGAAAGUCUUCUUAUGUCAUUUCUAUUUGUAUUGACAUGACACAUCCGUUAUUCUUUUUUUUUAACGCGUAUGACAAACGCAACUGUUGAGUACAACUCUAGUGUGUGUGCAUGUGUGUUUGUGUGCAUGUUUCAUCUUCACUGUCUCAUUACUGACACUACAAUCAACCAGCCAUGUUAUCUUCAAACUUUCAUAUUUUUAAUUCAUCACUAUCUGUUCUAUGAGAUAAAAAUAAGAGUAUACAAAAUGACAUUUUUAUUCAUGUAAUGCAUAGAUAUUCUAACAUAUUACUUACAUCAUAAAUAGUUGCUCUCCUCAACUGUAUUCAUCAUACCUGAAUUCUUCCUAACUAUGCCUAUUUAUUCUUUUCCUUCAACGUCAACAAGAUGCAUUUGAUCCGUUUUACACACACACACUCACACACGCCAAUACUCAUAAACAC